This is a messenger RNA of Symbiodinium sp. CCMP2456, 960 nucleotides long. The record is from the annotation of a GenBank genome assembly. NCBI's taxonomy places the organism in Eukaryota, Dinophyceae, Suessiales, Symbiodiniaceae.
AUGGAACGGCGCGUGGAUCCGGCAGAUGGCGGAUCCUACACAUUCCAAGAUUUGAGCAGAUACUAUGCCAAGCAGUACAGCAAACAGGAGAUUCAGCACUACUGGAACAGUCAGUGCAAGCCCCUGGCACCAAACACUGCAGCCGUCCUCCAAGACCCGGAUCUGGAGCGGCUUGCGCAGGCCAAAGUUUGCUUCUGCCCAGAUCCAAAGACAUCAGGUGCAGCUUUCACUCCGAUUUUCGAGUCAUCCAGCGGCGGAAAGAACUUCGCCUCAGUCAAUGCUGGAAAUCCGAAGAAGUUGAAGGUAGGAGGUGGAACAAUCAACGGGCAGUUUGCACAGGAGCUGCGCCGGGUGGCUGGUCACGAUCCUGACAGUUACAGUCCAGCACACGAGGCUCUGCUUCGCGUGGCUGUUCAGGCAGGCACGGCAAGGCAUGGCCUGGUUCAAGCCCCUGCUUCGCUGCGGUUGCCACCAUGUUUGGAGGCUGCCUUCAUCUACCUAGGAAGGACACCUCCCGAGGCUGAACAGAUCGCGGGCGACUCCGGCCGGGGUGGUCUCGUGAUUCUGGACAUCUUCGAGACGAAGUCACGGCCGUACCAUGACCAGAACGUGGCGAUGGUGUACACAGUAGGUCCCCAACGGGGAUUCGAGCCUGAUGAUGCGACGUUUCUGUCGAAAGUGCGCCUAGUCGGCCGCAAUGUUGCAGCCGCUUGCCACGACUACAACGUGCAGCGGUCGUCGCAGGCGCCGGCAAUCGACCAGGUUCGCCUUUGUUUGGUCAGCGGAGGCAAAUUCGCCGAGCGAGUGCCCAAGGAGCAUGUGGCUCGACAGCUCGUGCUCGGCGUGAUGGAUGUGCAGCUGGCAGAGUGGAUCAGACCUGAAGCCAUGCCUGAGAUCGAGUUCGCCUACGACGGUGAUGUGUUCCGUAAAGAAUGGGACGCCGUGGUCGAGAGAACCUGA